AAAAAAAAAAAAAAAAAAAACCAAAUGAGUAAGAAUCUCUCAAAGAACUCAAAUUCAGGCUGGUCUUAUUGUAUACGAAAUUUGAUCUUUCAGAAGAAACCUAGAGAGGCCAUUUUAACAUACAAGCAGAACCGUGGAAGUAGCAACGUUAUUAUAUUGGGCGUGAUCCCAUUAGUGCUCAAAGCUUGUGCUUCAAUUUCUAUGCUUAGCCUUGGCAGGGCAUUGCAUUGUGAAACCAUUAAGUUAGGAGUUACAUUUAAUGUAAUGGUGGGGACUUCUUUGGUUGAUAUGUAUGGGAAAUGUAGAGAUGUAGUGAGUGCGCGUAAAAUGUUUGAUUUUAUGCCUAAUGGAAAUGCUGUGACAUGGAAUGCGAUGAUCGGAGGGUAUAUAAAGAAUGGUGACACAAAGUCUGCGAAUAUUUUGUUUGAGAAAAUGGCAGGAAAAACGUCGGUUACCUGGAAUGAGAUGAUUGAUGGUUAUGCGAAAAGUGGUGAUAUGGUGAUGGCGAGGCAGGUUUUUAAUAACGUUCCGGAGGGUUUAAAGACUGUGGUGACGUGGACUGUGAUGGUUGAUGGGUAUGCUAGUCAUGGGGAUAUGGAAGCUGCGAAGGAGAUGUUCGAGAAAAUGACAAAAAGGAAUUUUUACAUUUGGUCAGUGAUGAUAUCUGGGUAUUUUAAGAAGGGUGAUGUUGACAAAGCAAGAGGGAUUUUUUAUAGGAUGAGUGAGAGGAAUUUGGUUGUUUGGAAUUCAUUGAUUUCUGGUUAUGUGCAAAAUGGGAUGUGUGAGGAAGCAAUGGAGGCUUUCAAGAGAAUGCAAGUUGACUGUUUUGAGCCAGAUGAAGUUACCAUAGCGAGUAUUUUAUCAGCUUGUGCUCAGUUGGGACAGUUGGAUGUGGGUAAGGAAAUUCAUGAAAUGAUUGUAUCGAAACGGAUUGCAUUAAAUGAAUUUGUCCUUAAUGGAUUAGCUGACAUGUAUGCCAAAUGUGGGGAUCUGAGCCAGGCAAGAUUGAUUUUUGAACAAAUGUCAUUCAAAAACUAUGCUGCUUGGAACGUUUUGAUAUCAGGAUUUGCCAUCAAUGGUCAUUGUAGGGAAGCUGUAGACUUCUUUAGCAGAAUGGAGAAAUCCAAAGUAAAGCCUGAUGAGGUAACUUUUCUGUCUGUUUUAUUUGCUUGUGCACAUGGGGGACUGGUGGAGGAAGGUUUAGACGCAUUCUAUAAGAUGGAAAAAUAUGGAUUAACAGCCAACAUCAAGCAUUUUGGGUGUCUAGUUGAUCUUUUGGCACGGGCAGGUAAGUUGCAAGAAGCGUUCGAUUUAGUGAAGGAAAUGCCGGUUGAACCAAAUGACACAAUUCUGGGGGCUCUACUUGGGGCAUGUCGUAUUCAUUCUAACACGGUUAUGGCAGAACGCGUGUUAGAAUUGGUUGGAAAACUAAAUUCUGGCUGUAUUUCGAAUGAUGAUGCACAUUAUGUACUACUCUCAAAUAUAUAUGCAGCUUCUGAAAGAUGGCAAAAGGCCGAAGGGAUUAGAGUAGUCUUUUCAAAUAAAGGGUUGGAAAAGGCACCUGGAUGCAGCACAGUUAUGGUCAUUUAGACUUGUUUUAUUCAUUCAUAGAAUGCUGAAAAGGAAAUUCCAAUAUGAAAAGGAUGAUUAUCAAAAGCUCAUCAGUAUUAGAAAUUUCUACUGAGUCAAAGUGCGCAAAAUUAGAGUUCCUCUUCUAUUGAAGAUUUGCAGUUGCAGUGAUUAGCGUGUGAGGUAGCUCUUAACUCGAACUGGUAAAAGAGUUUUGGAGAUUCUGGACAUCUGUAAAUCAUUAAAAAGGAGCAACACAUACAAGAAGGCGUCCCUUUAGGACUAGCAGAUUUCAAAUCCAUCUGUCUCCUUGCUUAGCAAUUGACAAAGGAACCUAUUGCCCAAAGGAACCCUAAGACAACAACUCUUUACUUUCCGCGGGGAACUUCUCUGGUAAAUCCUCAAAAUUGUUGGUCAAAACGAGCUGCUGUCAUGGAAUCAGCCGCUCUUACUUUCUUAAGCAGUAUGGAUUUUUGCUUCUUCCCAGUCUUGAAGCACAGAAAAAGAUUAUCUACAACCUAUGAGAUGAUAGGAUCUAUCCAUGGCCAUGGCUUCCUUGACCUUCUAUCAGGUUUUGAAGAUAUUAAAGGCCUGUUGUGCCCCUUUACGUACUGAUAUUCACAGCAGGGGGGCCUGUGUAUGAGGUUGAGACUGGGCGGAGAGAUGGUAGAAUUUCCAACAGUGCACUUGCAAAUGAUAUGCCAGAGGUGAAUGAUUCAAUUGACAUUCUCAGGUCAAAGUUCAGAAGCAAAGGAUUUUCAGAAAACGAACUUGUUCUAUUAACUGCUGGUGCACAUACCAUUGGAACCACUGCUUGUUUCUUCAUGCUUGAAAGAUUAUAAAAACUUUACAGGAAGGGAUGACAGUGAUCCUGAAAUAAACCAUGCUUUUCUACCAGUGCUAAAAAAUCAGUGCCCCGAAAAUGGAAAUGUUUCUGAUAGAAUAUGCUCGACCAAGUCAGCGAUGAUAAAUUUGACGAUCACGGUCUACACAAUAUCAAGAAUGGGACAGCCAUACUAGCGUCAGAUUCCCGACUUUAAGAUGAUAAUAUUACGAAGAAAAUUGUGGAUUCCUGUGCUGUUUCAACGGGACAUGAUUGUGCUGCUGUUUUGUCAUUUGUCAAAGAUU
Molecule: messenger RNA, 2697 nt
Organism: Olea europaea var. sylvestris
Lineage: Eukaryota; Viridiplantae; Streptophyta; Magnoliopsida; Lamiales; Oleaceae
Product: pentatricopeptide repeat-containing protein At3g21470
Exons: 6
Coding region: 25-1590 (521 amino acids)
Biological process (GO): RNA modification
Molecular function (GO): protein binding; RNA binding
Source: RefSeq, a predicted model, not a curated record